Molecule: messenger RNA, 1473 nt
Organism: Thyridium curvatum
Lineage: Eukaryota; Fungi; Ascomycota; Sordariomycetes; Thyridiales; Thyridiaceae
Exons: 5
Coding region: 1-1473 (490 amino acids)
Biological process (GO): transmembrane transport
Cellular component (GO): membrane
Molecular function (GO): transmembrane transporter activity
Source: RefSeq, a predicted model, not a curated record
AUGGAACCCACCGCCAAACGGUCGUCCCUUGACAACGCAGAGAAAGCUUCGACCCAUGUGGCCUCCGCAGCGGAAAUGCAGCUCGACCCAGCCGUCAUCAAGAAAUUGAAGUUCAAGGCGGACUUUAUCCUCCUUCCGAUCCUGACGAUCGCGUACCUGCUCAAUUCUCUGGACAGAAGCAAUCUCUCAAAUGCCUAUACUGCCGGAAUUGCAAAGGACCUCAAUCUGGUUGGCAAUCAGUACAACCAAGUCCUCACCUAUUACCAGAUUCCAUUCAUUGCCUUCGGUCCCAUCAUGACCAUGUGCACCAAGUGGUUCGGUGCUCGGUACAACAUGGCCGGCAUGCUUCUGGUCUUUGGAGCCGCUUCCUUUGCUACGGCCUGGACCAAGAAUUUCCAUCAGUUGAUUGCCUGUCGCGUCAUCGUUGGCGCAGGCGAGUCUGGCUUCCUGGCGUCAGUUGUCUUUUACCUGUCAACUUGGUACACCCGAAAGGAACUGAGCAGCCGAAUCGGCAUUUUCUACGCAGCUCUGGUGGGCUCGUCAGCCUUCGGAGGCCUCCUCGCAUACGGCAUGUUCCAGAUCAAAGGCGGCUCUUAUUACACAUGGUCCUACUUGUUCAUGCUCGAGGGUGGCCUCACGAUGCUAUGGGCUGUCGGUGUCUUUUUCCUUCUGCCAUCUGACAUCCAGAGCGCUUGGUUCCUCACUCCUGCGGAGAAGGAGAUGGCACAGCUUCGUCUCGAAGUGGAUUCGGUCAAGCAGCCAGAGGUUUCUACCAGUGUGGCGUGGAAGGAGUCGCUCUCUGAGUUCAAGACGCCUCACCCGUGGAUCAGGUUUGUGAUCGCCUUUGUUUGCGGCACCAUGUUAACGUCCAACGCAAACUUCCUGGCUAUGAUUGUGGCUCGACUUGGCUUUGGCACUGUCAAAACAAACCUGUACACUGUUGCGCCGGCACUUACUGGCGCCGUUUUCCUUGUUGCCUGGUGCAAAUCAUCAGACCGAUUUCAGGACCGAGGCUUCCACGCUGCGGCUGCAGCUGUUGUCAGCUUGAUCGGCUACAUCAUACUGGCAUCUAUCAACACUAGUAACACGGCUGUGCUCUACUUUGCCAUGUUUCUUUGCACUAUUGGUGCCUACCCCACAACUCCGAUUGGCUCAGCCUGGCUGGUUUCGAACUUGCCAAACCUCAAUUCUCGAGCGCUGCUGAGUGGACUGUACAUUGCCAUCGCGAACUGCUCCGGGCUGUUGACGAGCAACAUCUAUAUUACGCAUGAGGCUCCCAGGUACAUCACUGCGAUCAGCGUCAAUAUCGGGAUGUGUGCAGCGGCCAUCGUAAUCUGCACUAGUUACUCAACUUGGAUGCGCUGGGAGAAUCGCAAGCGUAACAGGCUCCAAGGUGACAGCGUCGUUGCUGGAGCCGAUCCGGCUGUGGCUGUCCUCAGCACCGAGGACCCUCGGUUCAGGUUUAAUCCUUGA